AUGAGUAUGGUGCCGAAGGAGAAGCCAAGAAACAAUACCCAACAGGAUUCAGAUAACAAUUCCGCACAAAAGUAUGUUUCAUUUCCCCCCAUUCCUGGCGAACCGAACGACGAGACGUUAAGGGAAACUCAAAGAGAACAACCGCAAGUGGGGGCAGAGACUGUAGAAGAAAAUCAAAAGGAACAACCGUUAGUGGAUGUAGAAUCAAAUCAGCAAGAGCCUCCCAAUGAGCCUAUGCAGCGGCCACAUAGAGCUUCGUCUUUAUGGUUCUGGCACGAAAAAUGA
This is a messenger RNA of Colletotrichum costaricense, 285 nucleotides long. RefSeq lists its product as uncharacterized. Lineage: Eukaryota; Fungi; Ascomycota; Sordariomycetes; Glomerellales; Glomerellaceae. The coding region runs from base 1 to 285 and encodes 94 amino acids. The record is from RefSeq and is a predicted model, not a curated record. The transcript has a single exon.